ACGUUCCGUGACACACCCCGCAUAUCCGUGUUGGUUCUGUUUGAUGUGACAUCCUGCUUCUUCUGCCGCAGGCUAUACAAACUGCUGAGACACAAUAUUGAACGGCUUCUGUUGGAGACGCGGUGUUGUCCUACCAAACAAAAGAGCACGAUCCAUUAUGAAUUUCUUCUUGGAAACCAUCAAAGUACUCCUUUUGUCCAUCUGGUACAAUGUGGAGUCUUUCAUCUACCUCUUUGUGCCAAUGAAAAAGAAGAACAUCGCUGGUGAGGUGGUGCUCAUUACAGGAGCCGGUAGUGGAAUCGGCCGUCUCAUGGCUCAGGAAUUUGCAGCUCAUAGCACCGUGCUGGUGUUGUGGGAUAUCAACCAGGAAGGGAUGAAGGAAACAGCCAGACUGGCUAAAAGUAAUGGAGCCAGUCGAGUCCACUACUAUAUCUGUGACUGCAGUGACAAGAAUGAAGUUUACAGAGUGGCUGACCAGGUGAAGCGAGAGGUGGGUGAUGUCAGCAUUCUAGUGAACAACGCCGGCAUUGUGACAGGAAAGAAGUUCAUGGAUGCUCCUGAUUCACUGAUUGAGAAGACCAUGGAUGUCAACAUCAUGGCUCACUUUUGGACCUACAAGGCCUUCCUUCCUGCUAUGAUUGCCAACAAUCACGGGCACCUUGUCAGCAUUGCCAGCUCUGCUGGACUCAUAGGAGUCAAUGGAUUGGCAGACUACUGUGCCAGUAAAUUUGCUGCAGUAGGGUUUGCAGAGUCUGUGGGUCUUGAGCUGCUAGCAACUGGGAAAGAUGGUGUCAAAACUACAAUUGUAUGCCCGUACUUCAUCAACACCGGGAUGUUCGAUGGAUGUCAAACUAAGUGGCCAAGACUGCUACCAAUCCUGAAUCCAGAUUAUGUGGCCAAGAAGAUCAUCCAUGCUGUGCUCACAGACCAGGUCUACUUGCUUUUGCCUCGGACCAUGUACCUCAUAACUGCUCUGAAGAAUGUUUUACAGUGGAAACUGCGCUACCUCCUUGGCCGUUACAUGGAACUGGCCGUUGAAAUGGACUGUCACAAAAACCUUAGUGUACACUGAAAUGUACAUUAACAGACAUUCAGUGUUACAUGUGUUUGGAUGUUGUGCUCAGCUGUAACCUCUAACCAUGUACAGGGCACAUGUUCCAUUUUGAUUAUUGUAGCUAGGACUGUUGUAAUGUGUAACGAAACAUUCUGCAACCUCAGUUUGUUUAAAAUCGUCUGUGCUAAAUGUUGAAGUUUACUAGCAGGGAUGAAAUGCUUUAUUGACCAUGAAACCAAGCACAUUGCAUUUUUACAUGUGAUGGUGUAUUUACAUGUAGUGAAGCCAUCAUAAUGAAUGCUUUGUAAUAUCUAAUUAAAUACGUUUCCCCUGACAACAUUCAAACCCUCUUGUUUCAGAUACUCUGUCUUGCUCUCCUACCACUUAUUUAACUUUCAUUAAAUUGGUGUUUCCCUAAUAUUAUACUCGCCAAUGUCAAUAUAGUGAAACAAGAUGUGGGGUCAAAUUUUCCUAGACCUGGCUUGUGCUACAAAGCUGGAUUGCUUUCAUCCAGGUAACUAACCCAGUGGUUUAAGUAAUACAAAGGUGGAUCAUUUCUUAUCGGGAAAGAUUACCAUGGCAACUAAUGCCUAACUGGUUUCAGAGCAUGUUAAAAUCCAGAAUAGAGAUCAGCAGGUAUCGGAUCAGAAGCCUACUGACCAAGAUCCCUAAGAUCUCGGAUCUUUCAGAUCCUUAGGAUUCCUGGGACCUCUUUCCAUGGAUAGGAUUGUUUUUGGUUUUUUAAGAGCAUCUAAUGUCUCUGUGUUUCCUCAAACACAAAGUGAAAUACUUCAGUUCAUCUAAUCCCCAAUUUAAUGAUAGCGUUGUCAUAUUGAUAAAUCUGGUAACUUACUGAAUUUUAUUAAUGUGAACUAUGGCAGACACGAGUCACUGAUCAGUCUGGUCUGUUGAACAGACAGCUGCAUUCAGUUCAGUUAAAUUUCAUUUAUAUAGUGCCAGAGUUACAAA
This is a messenger RNA of Oreochromis niloticus (Nile tilapia), 2023 nucleotides long. RefSeq names its product short chain dehydrogenase/reductase family 16C member 5. NCBI's taxonomy places the organism in Eukaryota, Metazoa, Chordata, Actinopteri, Cichliformes, Cichlidae. The transcript has 7 exons. The record is from RefSeq and is a predicted model, not a curated record. Gene Ontology annotation, molecular function: oxidoreductase activity, acting on the CH-OH group of donors, NAD or NADP as acceptor. Bases 158 to 1072 code for a protein of 304 amino acids. Gene Ontology annotation, cellular component: lipid droplet.